CUCCGUCUCGCGUGUGAUCACCAACGCUGUAAGUGCGGUCCCGUCCACGGCAGACAAGAAACGCACCGGUUGCCACGAUGUUGCUGGUGGCAUUGGCCUGCCUCCUGCCACUGAUUACGCAUGCGAAGCAAGUUGAUGUGUGUAUUCAUAGGCCGUGCAGAAACGGAGGCACUUGCUUUAACAUUGAGGGUAGCCCUGGUUACAUUUGCCAAUGCGCAGAGCAGUACACUGGCUACACCUGUGAAACAGCUUUGACACUCUUCAUGCCUCAUGGCAAGUGUGUUGAGUUUCCCUGUCGGAAUGGUGGUUACUGUAUCGACAUGGUCUACACAUACAAGUGCCGGUGUCCAGUUGGUUACACUGGCGAGCACUGUGAGACAGGUCAGCAGCUCGCCAGGCAGGGUGUGCACGCAGCACCGAUUCGCCUGGUCACAAGACCGAGGCCUAACCCCUGCGCACGGCGACCAUGUGGUGAUUACGGGACUUGUGAGUCAAGCCGGACUACAUUCACCUGCAAGUGUAAUACUGGAUGGACUGGCCACACAUGUAAGACGAAGUUAGAGGUGGCAGCCUACCUAGGCAAGAAACUUGGUAACUUUGCAACUUUUGAUGAGGAUGUCGCAGGAGAGAUUUAUGCACUCGAUGAGAACACACUGUUCAUAAAGCGCUUCACGUAUGCUGGCAAAGCACCAGAUGCUUUUUUCUGGGCUGGCAGGAAUGGUGAUACACCCAGCGAUGAUGGAGAGUUGAUUUCACUGAAUCCCUCUGACCCACAACCCCUGAAAGCUUACAGUAACGAAGACUUGAUUCUACCCUUGCCCAGCGGACUCAAAGUGUCUGACAUUCGCUGGCUGUCAGUGUGGUGCAGAUCAUUUGCAGUGAACUUUGGCAGUCUCACAUUGGAGACAGGAGCAGCUGGACCAACACCACAGACAAUACGGCGUCUGCCGAGAGGUCCUCACAUGGUUGGCUCUGGACCAAUCACAUUGCUUACUGACAGAACAGUGGAAAUACAGGACUUUAGUUAUGAUGGCUCUGCUCCAGAUACGUUCUUCUACGUGGGUAAAGGCACCCCGUCCUCACGUGGAACUAAGAUACCUGAUGAAAAUGGAAGUUUAGAACCACUGAGGAGGUACAGACGUAAGACUUUGACACUGACCCUCCCAGAGGGCAUGAGCUGGUACGAUGUAGACUACCUGAGUGUCUACUGUUUGACUGCUGCUGUCAACUUUGGUCACGUUGAGAUCCCAGCUUCGAUAAAGCAGAGUAUUCUACCAUCAUAUGUAGCGCAACAGGUACAGAUGACUGCACCACAGGUAAUAGAAGGAAUUCCUCAUGGGCCUCACAUGGUUGGAUCUGGACCAAUCACAUUGCUUACUGACAGAACAGUGGAAAUACAGGACUUUAGUUAUGAUGGCUCUGCUCCAGAUACGUUCUUCUAUGUGGGUAAAGGCACCCCGUCCUCACGUGGAACUAAGAUACCUGAUGAAAAUGGAAGUUUAGAACCACUGAGGAAGUACAGACGUAAGACUUUGACAUUGACCCUCCCAGAGGGCAUGAGCUGGUACGAUGUAGACUACCUGAGUGUCUACUGUUUGACUGCUGCUGUCAACUUUGGUCACGUUGAGUUCCCAGCUUCAGUAAAGCAGAGUAUUCUACCACCAUAUUUAGCACAACAGGUACAGAUGACUGCACCACAGGUAAUAGAAGGAAUUCCUCAUGGGCCUCACAUGGUUGGCUCUGGAUCAAUCACAUUGCUUACUGACAGAACAGUGGAAAUACAGGACUUUAGUUAUGAUGGCUCUGCUCCAGAUACAUUCUUCUAUGUGGGUAGAGGCACCCCAUCUCCACGUGGAACUAAGAUACCUGAUGAAAAUGGAAGUCUAGAACCACUGAGGAGGUACAGACGUAAGACUUUGACAUUGACCCUCCCAGAGGGCAUGAGCUGGUAUGAUGUAGACUACCUGAGUGUCUACUGUUUGACGGCUGCUGUCAACUUUGGUCACGUUGAGAUCCCAGCUUCGAUAAAGCAGACACGAAGACUUCCGUCAUUUGCAGCCCAGCAGUCUGGUCUGAUAUCUCCUGUUGCUGCUCGUGGACGCCUGCUACAGAACUGUGAGACUUUUAGCGAUGGUGUCUUCAACGUUGCUUGGAGUGUUGCUCCUGGUUCCAUCUUCAUCAGUCUGAUGGGAGCUGUCAAUGCUGGCACCUACAUGUCAUUCGGCUUGAGUGGAAGCAAUCACAGUUCUCAGAUGGUCGGUGCAGACGUUGUUGUCGCCUGGAUCGAGAAAAGCACGGGUGCAGCAAGAGCUGUUGACUACAGUCUGCGCGACAGAUCGCAGUGUUCUGGGCAGAGUGGAGUUUGUCCUGAUAUAAGGGUAGGAGGGACCAAUGAUGUAGAAAACAUGGUUGGAAGCAUUACGAAUGGAAUAACAACCAUUACGUUCUCACGGAAGCUGAAAACAGGUGACAUGUUGGACAAGCAAUAUUAUAGUGAUGGAAGAAGUCAGUUCAUAAUAUGGGGCAUUGGCGAUGUUGAUGACCAAGGGAUUGUUUACAAACACAGUCUCAGAACACAAGGAAAUUUGAGGAUGAAUUUUGGCCGUAGUCCUGCAGACAAUUGCUCUCCUGUCCUGCCUCCCACAUCUACACUCAACGCAGCCACCACAAAAGGCUGGGAGCCAAGCAUCAUAUCUGGAAAAGAUACCAAUGAGUUUACGAUUCAGCUGGGUCCAUCCGGUGGCAGCCAGGGCUACACUGCAAUUACUGGUGAGUUGUCCUGGGGCAUUGCGUUCUACGUCAACGGAAUGUUGAUCCCAGAGCUGGUGCUGAAACGAGGCGAAACAUACAGAUUCCGAGUAGAGACUGGCAACAACCCAUCAUCUCCGGCUGAGUAUCAUCCUGUCUACAUUGCCGACGAUGCUACAGGUGGAUACGCACAGAGAUCUGAUGCCGAGAGAAGCCAGCUACAGAUCUACUUUGGCAUAGAUGCAAGUGGCAAUCCUGUACCAGAAGCAGCCGGCACUCUGUGUGAGUUCAUGAGUGGUGAUGGAGAUCCGGAGAAUUAUGCGACGUUUGAAGCUUACAAGGAGGCAGAGCUGAGCCUUAACUGUCACCGACCUAGGAAAGCAGGAGUGUUUACAUGGACACCUGACAGCAGCACACCUGAUCUUGUCUACUACCAGUGUUACCAGCACCGCUACUUGGGUUGGAAGAUACAUGUGGUGGACGACUUCAGUUGAGCCAUGCAAAGGAAAUUGUACAACAAAAGAUGACAGUAGCACGUGUAUGCUCUCCUAUGAGUAUACAUAUGUUCAUGACAAUGAGAAGUGUGUUAGUUUUAAGCUAUGCACUAGAUUAAAAUGUAUAGACACUAACAGUGCACACAAGGAGAGUAUACAGCUUGGGAUAAUAUAACAAAUGUUGAUGUCUGGAUCUAUGAUAUCAUAUGCCAUGCAUUCCCAUGAAUAUAAAAUUAAAUUAAAUUAUUUCUUGGGCCUUCUGCGUAGAGGCAUAUGUCUAUAAUAUUACGAUGUUAUCUACUAUGCUGCCAUAUUAAAAAUUUAGGAAGCCAUCACCAUUAAAAGGUGUUUAAAAUAGAUUUCUGUUUCGUUGCUAAACUCAGAAAAGUGACAACUCCAUUGGUACUACUGGUUGAAAAUUUAGUCGUCAUUAAAAUGGUUAGCUUAUGGUAGUGACAUGAUUCAUUGAAAUGAUGUAUUUAUCUCUGAUCGAAAGCUUUCAACUUCUGAUCAACAAUCGCCAAGUGUUUUUACUAAUUGCCAUCAUGUUAAUUUAAUUCACAUUUUUACGACCCGGUUUAUUAUUUUUAUAAUAAAUUUUACUAUAAUGUGAAUUUAAGUAGUGAUUGCGAUAACAAUCAAUCAAAUAGGUGACCAUGCUGACACAGAAAUUGCUAUUGAUCUCAUCAUACAGAGAGCUCUUCAUGUCAGCUAGUUGUGAUGCCUGACAAUUAAUUGUGCAGCAUAAAUUGAUGUGUAAUAUGGUAAUGCUUCAUCUUUAGUUCGAUACUGAAAUGUUUAUAUAAUGAUAGUUUGAGAAAGUAAUCAUGCCAUAUAAAAUGCCAUAUAUAAAAUGUUUUAUGCCAUAUAAAAUAUAUUGCCAAACUUUGGAUUCUACAAUAUUAA
Messenger RNA from Priapulus caudatus, 4148 nucleotides. Its product is annotated as protein Skeletor, isoforms B/C-like. Bases 78 to 3242 code for a protein of 1054 amino acids. The transcript is spliced from 24 exons. NCBI's taxonomy places the organism in Eukaryota, Metazoa, Priapulida, Priapulimorpha, Priapulimorphida, Priapulidae. The record is from RefSeq and is a predicted model, not a curated record. Gene Ontology annotation, molecular function: calcium ion binding.